UAUCCAGAGCUAUACAAAAUGCGGCUAAUUCUCGUUGGGAUAUUGCUGGGCCUGGUUUACAGUUGCGGUGCGACCAUCAGCGGACCCUUCCUCUUCUGGGGUCACCACAAGGUGUCCAGCUUGCAAGCCCAGGCGCUAGUUGAGGCCAGUAGCAGGGAGCAGCCACUGACGCAACUGUUUCGGGAGGCCAAGGCUGUUGUAGUUUUCGUGAGGAACACGACCAGUCGUCUGGAGGGCAUAAAGUACCCCAGGUUCCAGAAUCUGGUGAAGAGUGACACCUGGACCUAUUUACCAGAGCGCAGGCUGAUAGCCGAGCCCUUCGGGUACAAUGCCAACAUUGAGGUCAUAAGCUUAUCUGGGCACGGGGAAGAGGAAGACGACGCUGAGAUUGUGACGGCCUACAAUGACGCUCUACGGAUCUACGGGAAUGGUGAGGUUCUGGGAAUCUUAGCCAGUCGCGAGGAGGAGGCACAUUUCCUCGCCAAACGUGAAACCACCGAGGAAGAACCCAAAAAAACGGCUGAGGGACCACCUGCUGACGUUGCCGAGGAGACAGAGGCAAGCUUCAUUUACGUGGCAGAAGGAAACAAGGCGGUUCUUUCCCUGAACGGUCCCCCCGAGCUGCGGCUUACCAACGAGACAUUGCGCCUGGAGGAGCACAUAAAGCAGAUCACCUUCGACGAUCAGCACGCUAAGGGCUACGGUCGGCUCAGCAUUACCUUUAUGCACAGCGGCGAGAAGUGCACGCUCCGCUUCAAGUUCUCAUUGGCGCGUGGCACAUGGAUCCUGCGAAACGUGGAGGUGGAGUACAGAGAACUGAAGAGCGUACUCCUGGCACGAGGCGACGAUUACACUCUGCCCUCGGCCCCGCUGGGCUUCUCCUAUCGAUGCUCCGCCAACGACUUGAGCUUUAAUAACCCCAACAAAAACGAGACUCUGCAGAGCCUUAUUGUGUCCGACUUCCAGGUGCAGCCCUGGCUGAACGGGCGUAAGGAGUUCGGCGAGGUCUACGAUUGCGUUGGAUUCAUCUCGGCCCCUAUCCUGUCGGGUCUUUUCGUAGUCACCCUCCUGCUCGGCAUCCUAGGCCUCGGGAUCUCCGCCAUGCUCAGCAUGCAUACCCCAAACCGAUUCGAGAGCUCUCGCAGCAAGCAGUUGACUUUCACGGUGCAGGAGUAGGCACGCUUCAAUCCAAAGAUUUGUUAUUAACUCUACGCUACGAAAUGUUUGUCUUGAUCACUUACAUGGCUGUUAACCCAGUGGCACUCUUUACCUUGGCCAUUGAGCUGUUUCUUAUCCAUCUGCUCUUCGUGCUGGUCCUACUCUACGUCUAUGUUCUUUGGUAUUAUUAAUUGAAUGCAUUAUAGUCAUACAAAAAUAUAUGCUAAUUAACCGAAUUGCA
This is a messenger RNA of Drosophila miranda, 1399 nucleotides long. RefSeq lists its product as uncharacterized. Gene Ontology annotation, cellular component: proton-transporting V-type ATPase complex. The record is from RefSeq and is a predicted model, not a curated record. The coding region runs from base 19 to 1176 and encodes 385 amino acids. The transcript has 2 exons. Lineage: Eukaryota; Metazoa; Arthropoda; Insecta; Diptera; Drosophilidae.